Messenger RNA from Trichophyton rubrum CBS 118892, 717 nucleotides. RefSeq lists its product as uncharacterized. Bases 1 to 717 code for a protein of 238 amino acids. Gene Ontology annotation, biological process: translation. Gene Ontology annotation, cellular component: ribosome. The record is from RefSeq and is a predicted model, not a curated record. Gene Ontology annotation, molecular function: structural constituent of ribosome. NCBI's taxonomy places the organism in Eukaryota, Fungi, Ascomycota, Eurotiomycetes, Onygenales, Arthrodermataceae. The transcript has a single exon.
AUGAACUCAACACGCAACCAGCUUCUCCGUCUAUGCGGGAUACCCUUCUCUCAUUUGGCCUUUAGGCCCGUUGCAUCCUCAAUACCGUCUCUUGUCCGCCAUAUGCAACCUCUAGCUACGAAAACAAUAGGAAGCAUUGCCAGUUCCAAGUUACUAUCCUCUCUACCACGUUCUUCACCAUUUUCUACCUCGACAUCAACUCAAUCUCAAACCCCCGCUUCCGACACUACGUCUACAACAACACCUACCUCGACUUCCACACUCCCUCCAGGUGUAAGCCGUGGCUUUGGCACCGUCAUCUCUGCAGGCCGCAUGCAACGCACCGUUCGCGUGGAACAAAUACGCACCAAAUUCGACAACUCUCUCCAGAAGCGGUUCCUCGUAAAGAAAGUUCAUCUAGUCUCUGACCCCCGUGAUUCACUACGAGAAGGUGACAAGAUUGAAUUUUGGAGUGGGCGACGUGUGAGCGAACAUGUUAGACAUGUAGUAGAAAGGAUUAUCGUACCUUUCGGAACACCCAUCGAAGACCGCCCCCCUGUGAUGACUUAUGCGGAGAGAAAAGAAGAGGAAUUGAAUGCGCGGAAGAACAGAAGACUCAGGAGGCUUGAAAGAAUGGCGAACGGCCAGCCCGUCGAUAUUGAAGUAACUGGGGAGCUGAGAAUGGGAAAACUCAAGGAACGAGUUAUGAAGAGACUGGAGGCUGAGAAGGAGAGGUAG